Molecule: messenger RNA, 2306 nt
Organism: Marasmius oreades (fairy-ring Marasmius)
Lineage: Eukaryota; Fungi; Basidiomycota; Agaricomycetes; Agaricales; Marasmiaceae
Exons: 8
Coding region: 641-2233 (530 amino acids)
Biological process (GO): fatty acid metabolic process
Molecular function (GO): medium-chain fatty acid-CoA ligase activity
Source: RefSeq, a predicted model, not a curated record
GGACCGGAAGCUGCGUACGUAAAUACCCAGGGACUCUGUACCAGUACCACGAAUCUCGCAUAAAAUCUGGUAAGGCGCUCGCAUGAUGACCGAGUUCAGGAGAAAAUGAACAGUGCGAGACUCCUUCGAGCCUUCCUGCUCGACUCAGAUCUCAGAACGCGCUCCGUGGGAAGCGACAACGCCAGCCAUCCAUCUCUUCCUUUACCCACCAGUAAUAAUUCCAGGACCACCAGUCGAAAACGGAGAGUUUUACUGGUGCAUAAUAUAGUCAAGAUUUGCAGGAGGAACUUUUCAGAUAAAGUGGCAGCAUUGAAUCAACAGUCGCCCGUUCCACGUUCAACCAUGCUAGGCCUUAAUGAGGCAAAUCUGAUUGUUGUCGCGAAGUAGUGGGGCAAAGUAAGGGCAACGCAACCUUUUACUAGAUGCUCUACAUGGAUUUCUGAAUUUGGAACGAAUAUCAGUGCCUAUUAUUAUCUCUAGCAGCUCAAUGAUUUUGUCCAUACCCAGCAAUACGUCUGGUUCCCUUGAUCAAUACGGAUCGCUAGAGAAUCAUCUCGGCCAGCUUCCUUCUCACGGACAAAGGACUUGAGGACGAUCUCGUGCUUAUCCAACGCUAUUUUGGUCGUCGCAUUCCCUCCAUAUGCUCACAACGCCUCUAUGUCUGCUCGCAAACACUGCCUCCGAAAAGCCAAAUGCUCUCGCCUUCAAAGUGCCCAUAAUCGAUCCCGAAACAGAUCAAAUAGCGGACUGGAAGUCAAUUACGUAUUCCGAGUUUGCGUCGGAUGUGCUACGGCUCGCUGCAGAAUGGUUGAGAGUUCUGCUGAGAGAUGGAAUACCUCAGGGAUCGGUGAUAGCGAUUUGUCUGGGAGGAUACGAAUAUCUCGAUGCAGUCCAUGUGUACAGCAUUCAAAGGGCCGGAUAUGUUCCCCACAGCUUCAGCCGACUACCUGCCAUCGAGGUAGUUAAAGAUCUACUGAAAGAGUCAGAUACCAGGGCACUCGUUCGUGCUACCGAAUUCAAAGAGAUCUUGACGAGCAUCCAGGAUAUCCCGGUAUAUGACGCAGUGACAUCUCUGGACUUUGGAGAUGUUGGAUCAUCACUGAAACUGCCUCCGUUACAGAGGCCGACAAAUCCCAAUGACCUGAGUAUCAUCGCCCACACAAGUGGGUCGACAUCAGGCAGACCGAAGCUAGUUCGGGCUACUCGCCGUUGGGUAAGCGGCAUGGUCCAGAAGGCGGACGCUUCCAUACCGCCAGGCCCAGCUAUUGUCAACUGGAUGGGUAAUAUCUGCCACUCAGCUCAGUAUGUGACAUCAGUCAAUCAGAUCCUUCAUGGAAGAUGUACUGUUCAAUCGCGAAAACCAGGCGACCUUGAUGAGAUUAUUGACCAACUCAAAAGAGCCUCCCUAACCAGACUCUACCUCUUUUCCCCCUUCUUCGUCAAAUUAUUACAGAGAGCAAGGUCUGACCCAGACCUUUUGGCUCUACUUUCGGAGUUAGGAUGCAUCCUUAUUAUGGGUGCUAUCUUUCCCAAGUCAGAAGCGGCCUAUGUGGUUCAGAACAAUAUCAACCUAGUGGAACUGUUUGGAUCGACCGAGACCAGCGCUAACCUCGUGACCAGAGGGACCCGAAACGAUCCCACAGGAGUAUUCCAGCUCAUUGAUCUUCCUGGCAUGUCGUACCAAUUCGACCCGAUCUCGCCAGAGGCGAGGGGUCAACCACAGCUACUUGAGCUAGUUGUUCGAUCGGACUCGAUGGACUGUCCAGGACCUGAAUUUCGUCGUGCGGAUGAUGGUCAUUUCCAUACCGGUGAUGUAUGGGAAAAGGUUGAGACAGGUUAUCUCUACCGCGGAAGGGAUGAUGACUGGAUCAAGACCGAGUCCGCUCUGAGAUGCGAUACAAAAGCUAUCGAGCACCAUGUGAGGCUCACGUGUGGCGAUUUGAUAUCCGAAUGUGUUGUUGUAGGAUACGGACGGCCGUCCCCUGCGCUCUUUGUCGAACCCAGCCCUCAAAUGCUAGAUGUUUUAGAAGCUGAUCUCAAACGUCUCGUUCUCAAGCAGAUCGAGUCGUUCAACUCUCAGCAGAUGGCCCACGAACGAAUAGUGUCAGUCAACCUGAUCAUGGUUGUCCCGCCGAAUGCCCUACCGAGGACGGAAACUAAGGGUAAUAUUCGUAGGAAAGCCGUUGAGGAUAUGUUCAAGACAGAACUGGACUUGGCUUAUAGUGGGUUAUAAAAGCCUAAAUCCGGAGGACGUAAAUUUGUAUCAGCUGUACUAUCAUUUCCAACAAGUCAAUAAUGAUCUCUAC